Molecule: messenger RNA, 900 nt
Organism: Nematolebias whitei (Rio pearlfish)
Lineage: Eukaryota; Metazoa; Chordata; Actinopteri; Cyprinodontiformes; Rivulidae
Product: prolyl-tRNA synthetase associated domain-containing protein 1-like
Exons: 4
Coding region: 83-592 (169 amino acids)
Molecular function (GO): aminoacyl-tRNA deacylase activity
Source: RefSeq, a predicted model, not a curated record
CAGCUGUUUCUGACGUUCACGGUUUCGGUUCUGUCUGCUGGUUUUUAAUUUUUUUUAUUUUCUUCAUUAAACACCCGCCGUCAUGUCCGACGAUCUGCGCGCUGAGCUGGAGAAAUAUCUGCAAAGUUUAAACAUCCAGACGAGCAGCGUGGAACACCCACCGGUGUUCACAGUGGAGGAGAUGAUGCCUCACCUGCAGGAAGUCAGCGGCGCCGUCACUAAGAACCUUUUCCUGAAGGACAAGAAGAAGAAAGGCCUGUGGCUCGUGUCGGCUCGCCAUGAUCGACAGGUGAACCUCAGCGACCUUGCCAAGAAGCUCGGUGUCGGCAGCGGAAACCUGCGAUUUGCAGACGAGGCGACGAUGCUGGAAAAACUCAAGGUGGGUCAGGGCUGUGCAACAGCUCUCGCUCUGCUCUUUGAUAAGGACAAGAGUGUAAAGUUUGUCCUAGACCGAGACCUGGUGGAAGGAGGUCACCAGAUGGUCUACUUCCACCCAAUGACCAAUGCCGCCACCAUGAGGCUCCGACCAGAUGACCUGAUUCGCUUCCUCAAGGAGACGGGACACGAACCCACACUAGAGACCUUUGAGUAGGACGGGGUAAAGAUCUGAACCUGGAUCUGGAUUAUACCUGGAAACAAACAUCCUGCAGGGAUCAGACAGAAACAUGAACCAGUGAAGUAGUGGAGCCGUUAAAACCAGUUUAGAACAAGAAAUGUGCAAAAUGUGAAACAAGCACCAGAUUUGUUGUAGUUGUUCCCCAGAGUCAUCUGAACAGUUCUGUCCAUUUGGUCAUUUAAAAAUCCAGGAUAGUGAAUUUAUUAUCAUAAUAUUAUUAAUUUACUCAUACAGUAUGUGUUACUUUCAUAGUACAAGGUACUGAAAGAAGAAAUCAAAGACUG